UUACUGUACUGCGGCUUUACUGUAAGCGGCUAAGCUAAAGCUAAAGAGAACCACAAGCUGCUCCAGGCUGAGUGCAACUGGUAAUGUGGAGAUAAUGGAGAAAGAGGAGCAGUCUGACGUCAGAAACGACGAUGGAGAGAGUUUCAGGCUUCACAUGGUCACGUGGAACGUUGCCACAGCUGAUCCGCCGGAUGAAGUGAUCUCACUUCUUCGUUUGAACUCCCCAAAGAAACCAGAUCUCUUUGUUAUUGGUCUGCAGGAGGUGAAGUCAGGGCCAUUGAAGUUCUUAUUAGAAAUGCUAGUUGAUGACCCGUGGAGUUACCUGUUUAUGUCCACUUUAGCACCACUGAAAUACCUCAAGGUUUCUUCCAUCAGAAUGCAGGGUCAACUUCUGCUUUUCUUUGCCAAACUGGAGCAUGUCCCAUUUAUCAGAGACAUCCAGGCCACGUACACACGCACAGGUGUUUUCGGUUACUGGGGUAACAAAGGAGGCGUUUCCAUUAGUCUGUCUUUUUAUGGUCACAUGUUCUGUUUCCUCAACUGCCACUUAACUGCUCACAUGAACUACGCCACAGAGAGAGUGGAUGAGUUUGAGCGCAUCAUAGAUGCACAAAGUUUUGAUUGUAAAAAGGCUCCAACAGUUCUCGACCACAGGCUGGUCUUCUGGUUUGGAGAUCUCAACUUUCGGAUCCAGGACCACGGCAUGCACUUUGUGCGCUCUUGCAUCAACAACCAAACGUACAGCCUGCUUUGGAGUAAAGACCAGCUGAUCAUGAUGAAGAAGAAGGAGGAGAUGCUUCAGGAUUUUGAGGAAGGCCCUCUGGAUUUUCAGCCCACCUACAAGUUUGACUUAAACUCUGAUAAUUACGACAGCAGGCCCUACAGGACAUUGUUUGCCUUUAACGCUAAGAAGCGUAAACCUGCCUGGACUGACAGGAUUCUGUGGCGGCUCAGAUCCAAAGCACUGUCGUGUGAUGAAAAAGAUGAAGAUGGGAUUGAAGUGGAUGAGAAGAAGGUGAAGCAGCUUGCAGAGGAUGAGGAGUAUCCUGUGAAGGUCACGCAGGAUUUAUACACCAGCAUCAUGGAGUAUAGCAUCAGUGACCACAAGCCUGUCAUUGCCAUCUUCACCGUGCAGCUGCAGAAGAUAUACAACACGCCUUUGGUACGUCUUCAGUCUGAGGGUGACUGGAGUGCAGACAUUGACGCCGUGGUUCUCUACAGUGUUCUGCAGCCAUUCCCCUCCAGCACAUGGGACUGGAUUGGGCUCUAUAAGGUUGGAUUCACCAGUGCAACAAAUUACAUCACCUACAUCUGGGUCAAAGAUGUUGAAGUGGCCUUCAGUGGAGAAGUCAUACAGGUAUAUGUUAGCAAAGAAGAAAUUCCUGUGCAGGGUGGAGAAUGUGUACUCUGUUACUACAGUAGUACACUGCAGUGUAUCAUUGGAAUUAGUGAACCGUUCAAGGUUCGUGGAUCGAAGGUAGCCAUCGAAGAAGGCUUGGUGCCGGAGAUUAUUGACAGAUUCGAUUAGACGAUUGCGGGCGAAGACCUUUAGAAUUGACUUGCCAUAAAUGACUCAUUGUAUCCUGUAAAAGCAAAGCCAUUUUUACCCGCA
Messenger RNA from Thalassophryne amazonica, 1612 nucleotides. It is a transcript of the gene inpp5ka, whose product is annotated as inositol polyphosphate-5-phosphatase Ka. The transcript has 14 exons. The coding region runs from base 95 to 1528 and encodes 477 amino acids. Gene Ontology annotation, biological process: negative regulation of phosphatidylinositol 3-kinase/protein kinase B signal transduction; negative regulation of peptidyl-serine phosphorylation; phosphatidylinositol dephosphorylation. Lineage: Eukaryota; Metazoa; Chordata; Actinopteri; Batrachoidiformes; Batrachoididae. Gene Ontology annotation, cellular component: ruffle; endoplasmic reticulum; plasma membrane. The record is from RefSeq and is a predicted model, not a curated record. Gene Ontology annotation, molecular function: phosphatidylinositol-4,5-bisphosphate 5-phosphatase activity; phosphatidylinositol-3,4,5-trisphosphate 5-phosphatase activity; inositol bisphosphate phosphatase activity.